AUGUCACUGUCCAAAGCAUUGAAGAGGAAAGUUGACAGCGAGGGUAGGACAGACAAAGAAGAGUGGAAAGAGAAGUAUGCUUUCAUCCUACCUGAUUUCAUAAAUGCCAAGCCUGUGUGUCUCAUCUGCAACGAAGUUGUUGCAGUUUGCAAAGAAUACAACAUCCGACGGCACCACGACACAAAGCAUGGCACCUUCAAAGUGGCCUAUCCGCUCCAGACAGGGACAAGGAGGCACAAACUUGAAGCGCUGACAGCCAGUUAUGCGCACAGCAGCAAGAUCCUGGUACGAGGCCUCACAGCGCAACAAAAAGUGACAAGUGCGUCCCUUAAAGCAGCAUGGGUGCUCGCCCGGCACAACAGACCAUUCACUGACGCAGAGAUUUUUAAAGAGGUAAUGGUGGCAGUUUUGGAGGAGCUGCCUACUGAUAAAUCAAUGGAUGGCGUGAUUGCCUCGGUGAAACAGGUGCCUCUCUCUGCGAGGUCCGCUACCCGGCGCAUAGACGCACUGUCGGAUGCUGUGCAUGGAGUCAUUCUCAGUGGUCUGAGUCAGGCCAAUUACUUUUCUCUGGCCAUUGAUGAGAGCACAGACAACACAGAUGUAAGCCAGAUGUGUGUCUAUGUGAGAUAUUUUGAUGGGAAGGAGUUCAGGGAGGAGUUGCUGUCUUUAAUUCCAUUAGAGGGGAACACCACCGGAGAAAUUAUAUUUAACAAACUGGAGGAAGUCUUCAGGCUGCAUUCAUUGUCCUUUGAGAAAAUCAACCUCAUCGUGACAGACGGGGCACCGGCCAUGCUUGGAAAGCACAGAGGUCUGGUGAGCAGAUUGAAGGAGAUCGCGCUCCAAACGCACGGAUUGCAUUGCCUCAUUCACCAGAGUGUCCUGUGCGCCAGGCUCAGUGGGGAGCUAAAGGGGGUCAUGGAUAAAGUGAUGCGCAUCAUUAAUUUUAUCAGGGGUACAUCAAGCACUCAGCACCGUCUUUUCCGACAACUUGUGUCUGAAUCAGAGGAUGGCACUCACGAUGACCUGCUGCUCCACAACGACGUGCGCUGGUUGAGUAAAGGCAAAGCGCUGGAGCGCUUCUGUGCGCUACUGGAUGAGGUAAAGGCUUUCCUGAGAUUAAGCAAGAUGCGAGCUGCAGACGACCACCUUGCCUUUCUCCAAGAUGAAAUGUCCAUGUCAUUCACCAGGAAACUGGAGUUGUUCCAGUCAGACCUAUCAACUGGCAGGCUCCUGCACUUCAAUACACUAAAAUCACAGGUGCGGGGAGAAGUGACAGGACUGAUGGUGGAUUUCAUCCAACAGCUACGGGCCAACUUCAAGUCCAGGUUUGAGGACUACUCCAUCCCGAGGGACAUCGUCGCUUUUGUCCGUGACCCUCUCACUGUCCGAAGUGCGGAUUUCUCCUCCCUGGCUAAAGAAACCAUCCCAUUGUUGGAUGAGGCCGCAUUUCAAAUGGAGCUUAUUGAUUUCCAAACAACCUCCCUGGUCAGUGAUGCGCUCAAAAGUGCGCAAUCGGUGGAUGACUUUUGGAUGACAUGCUCAGAUGAGUACAGCUGGAUCAAAAAACUCGCAUUUUAUGUGCUGACGAUGUUUCCCUCCACCUACACAUGCGAGUCGGCCUUUUCGUCUAUGAAUGCCAUUAAGACGCACGAGAGGAACCGCCUGACGCACAAAAAAUCUGGAGAACUGCUUGCGGGUUAA
Molecule: messenger RNA, 1701 nt
Organism: Cololabis saira (Pacific saury)
Lineage: Eukaryota; Metazoa; Chordata; Actinopteri; Beloniformes; Belonidae
Product: SCAN domain-containing protein 3-like
Exons: 1
Coding region: 1-1701 (566 amino acids)
Molecular function (GO): protein dimerization activity
Source: RefSeq, a predicted model, not a curated record